Messenger RNA from Pieris rapae (cabbage white), 1174 nucleotides. RefSeq names its product ribokinase. Gene Ontology annotation, biological process: D-ribose metabolic process. The record is from RefSeq and is a predicted model, not a curated record. Gene Ontology annotation, molecular function: ribokinase activity. NCBI's taxonomy places the organism in Eukaryota, Metazoa, Arthropoda, Insecta, Lepidoptera, Pieridae. The coding region runs from base 149 to 1087 and encodes 312 amino acids. The transcript has 7 exons.
AUUUAUUAUUCUAUAUUUCAUUACUGAUUUGACUUUUCUAUUAAACAUACGUGUUGGCUGGAGCUGUCAAGCGAUUAUAAUUUAAAAUUUGCCCUGCAGUUAAAGAUUUGUUGUGAGUUGUACUAGAGACAAGUGAACUGUGAAGAAAAUGGAGAUUGCAAAUCCGAAGAUAGUAGUCGUUGGAUCUUGCAGUGUUGAUUUUACUACAUAUGCACCUAGACUUCCAUUGCCUGGAGAAACUUUACAUGGAACAAAAUUUACGACUAGCUUUGGUGGCAAAGGGGCAAAUCAAUGUGUUGCAGCUGCCAAACUAGGCGGAAACGCAUACAUGAUAGCUAGGGUUGGUGACGACUACUGGGGAAAACAAUAUAUUGAUAAUUUAACGAAAUUCGGCAUUAAUGCACAACAUACAAAGAUUACAAAAGAUAUUACUACUGGAAUCGCUCAAAUUUCUGUAUCAGCUAAUGGAGAAAAUCAAAUUGUUAUUGUGUCAGGUGCUAAUAACUACCUUAGUGUCUUCGAUAUAAAGGAAACCCAAGAACUCAUAAAGAAUGCUGAUAUUAUAAUAAGUCAAUUGGAGACACCUAUCGAAACAACGUACCAUGCCUUCAAAUCAUGUAACGGAAUACGACUUCUUAAUGCAGCACCGGCCAGUACAAAUAUUAAAGAACUUUUAGAGCAUUGUGACAUACUAUGUGUAAAUGAACCAGAGGCAUCUUUACUAGUCGGCUUUAAUGUGGAUGUAUCCAAUAUCAAAAAUGCACUAAGGAAGCUUUUAGCGUUAGGCUGUCAAACAGCCAUCAUCACACUAGGUAAUAAGGGAGCUGCAUAUUGUACGAAAGACGAUGAUCUUUAUGUUCAUGUACAGUGUACAAGAGUUGUCCCAGUCGAUACGACAGGAGCUGGAGAUGCAUUUGUAGGGGCGUUAGCAAAAUUUCUAGUUAGCCAUAAGAAAACUCCUUUACAUCAAAUUGUGGGAGCCGCCUGUGACGUAGCUACAAAAUCAGUUAUGACAGAAGGAACACAGCCAAGUUUUCCCGACAACUAUAACCCUUUUCAAGUUCUUUAUGAAUACGUUAUUUUAUAAUUCCAAAUUUAUAAAUAUAUUUUCAUUGUUGUGUACUUAUUUUACGAAAAUGCGUCCAGUGCACAAAUAAAAAUCACCAUAAUGCCA